Molecule: messenger RNA, 2100 nt
Organism: Phialemonium atrogriseum
Lineage: Eukaryota; Fungi; Ascomycota; Sordariomycetes; Cephalothecales; Cephalothecaceae
Product: putative GMC oxidoreductase
Exons: 4
Coding region: 191-1993 (600 amino acids)
Molecular function (GO): oxidoreductase activity, acting on CH-OH group of donors; flavin adenine dinucleotide binding
Source: RefSeq, a predicted model, not a curated record
CGGCCCUUUUUACCUACCCCACAACGUCGUCAUUUGUUACUACCUUGCAGAUCGACAGGGGGGCAAGGCGGGAUAAACAAUCAGCAUGGAGACAAAAAGGGAUUUCCGGCACUCCAGCUUUCGGUUGAAUACACCAUCGAUACUCCCCCGCCACAGCCGGGAGCAAACAGUUUGAAGCCCCCCCAACAUCAUGAGGGCCCCAUCACUCCGCGCCGCCACCUUGGCCGCCGCCGCCGUCGCGGCGCCGGCAGCAGCAGCGACUGAAGCGGGUCGGGCGUUCGACUACGUCGUCGCGGGGGGCGGGACAUGCGGGCUCGCGCUGGCGAACCGGCUCUCAGCCGACGCGCACGCGAGCGUCGCCGUCGUCGAGCCGGGGAGCGACGUCCGGGGCAACGCCAACGUGACCGGGGUCGCGCGCUGGCUGGACACGCAGGGCACCGCGGUCGACUGGCAGUACCUGUCGGCGGCGCAGGCGGGGGCGGGGAACAGGACGGUUGUGUACCAUGCUGGGAAGGCGGUUGGGGGCACGAGUGCUAUUAAUGGAAUGACCUACAUCCGCGGAGACGCCGCCGAGAUCGAUGCCUGGGAAGCCCUUGGGAACGACGGGUGGAAUUGGGAUGCACUUUACCCGUACUACAAGCAAGUCGAGCACUGGACCCCGCCGACGGCCGCCCAGGUAUCCGCGGGGGGAACGUACGACCCCGAGUUCCACGGCGAUGGAGGGCCGCUCGACGUCUGCUUCCCACCGGAGCUGUCCAACGGCAGCUUCUACCAAGUCGCGCGGGACACGUGGGACGCGCUGGGAUACCCAAAGAUCCGGGACGUCAACGGCGGGAGCGUGCGAGGCUUCGACGUCUGGCCCAUGACCGUUGACCGAGACGCAGAUGUGCGGGAGGACGCGGCGAGGGCUUAUUACUGGCCGGUGGCUGAUCGGCCUAAUCUGACGCUGAUCAAGGGGACGGUGACGCGGCUGCUCUGGCAGGAAGAGACAACGGCGCAUCCUUGCGGUUCCGGCGGCGUUAGUGCAAGUGGUGUUGAGUACCUGGACUCGGACGGAGUUGUGCGGGUGCUUGAGGUCAAGAAGGAGGUGAUACUCUCGGCUGGAUCGCUGAGGACGCCGCCAAUUCUCGAGCGUUCUGGCAUCGGAAACCCAAGAAUUCUCGGUAAGCUGGGCAUCGACACGGUUGUCGAGCUUCCUGGAGUUGGAGAGAACCUGCAGGACCAGCCAAAUCUCUCCUUGGUCUACUCGGGGAAGAUCAACGAGACUGGAUAUGUCCCCUACGCAACGUUUGCCACGGCGCAAGACGUGUUUGGAAACAGUAGCUCCACCAUUGCCUCAACGACCAGAUCGAGCUUGUCUGAAUGGGCAGAGCGAACAGCCUCGAGGACGGGAGGGGGUCUCGACGCCGGCGCCCUAGAGAAGAUCUUCCAGGUCCAGCACGAUCUCAUCUUCAAGCGGAAUGUCACCAUCGCAGAGAUCCUCACGACGGCGUCUGGCGACCUUCUCGUCUCCGCCUUCUGGGCCCUCCUGCCUUUCUCCAGGGGAGGCGUCCACCUUCGAUCGACGUCGCAUGACGAUGUUGAUGAUCCGGUCAUAGACCCUGCAUUUUUCGACAUUGCCUUCGAUCUCGACACGCAAGUGGCUAUCGGUAGGCUUGCGCAGGCGUACUGGGCGGAGAUGCCUGUGGCGGACUUGGUGGUCGAGAAUAUCUCCCCAGGGACAUCUGUCCUGCCGCUGCCCGCGAGCGACGAGCAGUGGGAGUCGUUGGUCACGGAAGCGUUUACUCCGAAUUUUCAUCCGAUAGGAACAGCGGCAAUGAUGGCAAGAGAGCUUGGGGGAGUGGUUGACCCGGAGCUGAGAGUCUACGGGACGGGGAAUGUCCGCGUCGUGGAUGCCUCUGUUCUGCCGCUUCAGAUCAGUGGCCACCUCACAGCGACACUGUAUGCAGUGGCAGAGAGGGCUUCGGAAAUGAUCCGAACGACGACUGGGUGAUUCGAUUGAGCUCUGAUAAAACCGUGAGGAGUCUGAGCUUGACUUAAGUGUCUGUUUCCAGGGUUUUGUCUUUUCUGAACCUUGAAAAUAUCUUGCCCAACAAGAAG